This is a messenger RNA of Danaus chrysippus (African queen), 2736 nucleotides long. The record is from the annotation of a GenBank genome assembly. NCBI's taxonomy places the organism in Eukaryota, Metazoa, Arthropoda, Insecta, Lepidoptera, Nymphalidae.
AUGUUUAAAGUAAUUAGGGAUAGGUGUAUAAGAACGAAAGCGGCGAGUUACUUGAAAAGCAUAAACGGGAGAAACUAUUCCAGCAAUGAAGUUGUUACAUCAGCCGAUAUUGUUAUCAUAGGUGGUGGUAUUGCUGGCUGUAAUACUUUAUAUCAGUUGUCGAAAAGAGGAGUCAACGCUGUUCUUUUGGAAAGGAACAAAUUGACGAGCGGUACAACAUGGCACACGGCUGGUCUGGUAUGGUCUCUUCGACCCAGUGAUCUAGAAAUUAAAUUGCUACAAGAUUCUAGACAAGUAUAUAGUUCACUAGAGCAAGAGACAGGAGAUUAUGCAGGAUGGAUCAAUAAUGGAGGCAUGUUUAUAUCGCGAAGCAAGCUUCGAACAGAAGAAUACUUAAGGCUGCACACACUAGGGAAAGCAAUGGGUAUACCGAGCGAAAUUCUUGAUCCAAAUGAAGCUCAGAAGUUAUUCCCACUUUUAGACCCAUCAGUAUUUAAAAUGGCACUUUAUUCACCUCUUGACGGUACUAUAGAUCCCGCAAUGGCAUGUAACGCUCUCGUCAAAGCAGCCUCUAAAAAUGGUGGAAAGAUAUACGAAGAUUGUCCGGUCAUUGAUAUUCAUUACGCUCAUAACUUGCUCGGACAUAAAGAGGUCACCGGGGUUCAUACAGAAAAGGGAUUUAUCAGGACCAAGUGUGUAGUAAACUGUGGCGGUGUAUGGGGUGCUCGUAUAGCAAGGUUUGCUGGAGUGCCAUCUUUGCCAUUGAUUCCAUUUAAACACGCCUACGUAGUGUCCGACGCUAUACCAGAGAUCAGAGGUUGUCCGAACGUUAGAGACCAUGAUGUUAAUUUAUAUUUCAAAAUACAAGGUGAAAGCUGUAAUAUUGGUGGAUAUGAAAAUAAUCCAAUAAUGCUUGAUCAGGUUGCAGAUAGUCAAAGCUUCCAUCUAUACGAUUUAGACUGGGAUGUCUUCAGUGUUCAUAUGAACAGUGCUACGUCACUUUGUCCGAAACUCGGUAAAGUUGGGAUAAAAAGCACAGUUUGUGGUCCCGAGUCAUUUACACCCGACCACAAGCCGCUCAUGGGAGAAGAUUGCAAUGUUUUUGGUUUGUACCAUAACUGUGGAUAUAAUUCCUCCGGCAUGAUGUUUUCUGCUGGUACCGCCAUACAAUUAGCUGAAUGGAUAAUUAGUGGAAGGCCGCACUAUAACAUGUUUACAUUCGACAUUGCUCGUUUUACGUCUGGUCAACUGGCACGACCGCAUUGGGUCCGUGAGAGCAGUCACGAAUCGUAUGUUAAGAACUACAGCAUCGUGUUCUUGAAUGAUGAACCCCUCGCUGGUAGAGAUGCGAGUCAUGACGCUCUUCAUCAGGAGUUGAUAGAUGAUGGAGCUGUGAUGCAGGCGAGAGCCGGCUGGGAACGUCCAGGGUUCUUUGUACCCGGGGAAAAGAUCAGAGUCCAACAAUACGACUGGGGUGGCGUGAAUGACUACCCUCGUAAUUUGGAUCAAAGAUAUGAAGAUCUUCUCAGAGGAGAUUAUACGUUUGGCUUUUCAAAGCAUCAUGAUAUCAUCGGAUCGGAAGCGCUGGCGUGUAGAAAUGCUGCGGCUUUAUUCAAUAUGUCUUACUACGGAAAAUUUUACUUAACAGGACCUGAUGCUCAGAGAACUGCUGAACUAGCUUUUACAGCUGACUUGAGCAAGAAACAUGAUAGUGUUGUUUAUACUCUUAUACUGAAUGAGAAAGGUGGAGUGGAGGCAGAUCUGACAGUCAGCGUCCUUGAUGGAGGAAGUGGCCAGCUACAUGAACCGAUAUUUAAAGGUCGUGGUUACUACGUGGUGACAAGCGGCUUCAGUGCGAAUCACACCGCUUCUAUCAUCCGUCACAUUAUUUACAAACACAAACUUCGCGCCAACCUCACCGACGUUAGCAAACAGCUUUGCAUUCUAGCCAUUAACGGUCCAAACAGCCAGCGCAUACUGCAGGGAUACACAAGCGCGGGUCUAUCAAAUGAUGCUUUCCCGUUGUACUCACACCGCAGCAUCAAGGUGUCGAAAGGACCCCACUCUCCUGAUAAUAAGGCCUACACUUGUCGUGCUUUAAGAGUGUCUUGGGCGGGCGAGCUCGGCUGGGAACUUCAUGUACCUUCCUCGCACGCAGUUCAAGUUUACAAAGCUUUAACUCAGAACAGUGGACUGAAAAACGCUGGCUGGAGAUCGCUUACGUCUUUAAGUACUGAAAAAGGUUUCCAUCUUUGGAAUGCUGAUCUGAGAACCGAUGAUAAUCCGGUAGAAGCAAACCUGUCAUUCGCAUGUCGCAAGGAUGGGGAGUACAUUGGCAACGAAAGCGUAACAAGAGCUAGGAAAAAUGGAGUAACAAAGAAAUAUGCAUUCUUCACGCUAGACGAUAAAGUUGCAUUAUACGGACAAGAAGCUAUAUUCAGAAAUGGAGAACCUGUGGGACACCUUCGAAGAGGGGAUUAUGGCUUCUUCCUUGACAAAUCCAUUGGUGUAGGUUACGUAACCAACAGUGGUUCAGUGGUCACUAAAAAUUACUUACAGGAUGGUGAAUACGAAAUUGAAGUAAUGGGGAAAAAGUACAAAGCCAACCUUCACCUAAAGUCUCCAUUUGAUCCAAAAGGUCAAAGGAUGCUUGGUAAUUACGGAGAAAUGGGCAUGGAUGAAAACACACAUGAACCUCAUGCUGGACAAAAUGAAAGAGCUGGUGGUAGCGAAUAG